This is a messenger RNA of Prunus persica (peach), 1779 nucleotides long. Its product is annotated as probable WRKY transcription factor 69. Gene Ontology annotation, cellular component: nucleus. Gene Ontology annotation, molecular function: DNA-binding transcription factor activity; transcription cis-regulatory region binding. The record is from RefSeq and is a predicted model, not a curated record. The coding region runs from base 628 to 1434 and encodes 268 amino acids. Lineage: Eukaryota; Viridiplantae; Streptophyta; Magnoliopsida; Rosales; Rosaceae. The transcript has 3 exons. Gene Ontology annotation, biological process: regulation of DNA-templated transcription.
UCUCUCAAAUAAAUUUUUCCAUUUUUUUUUUCACAGGUAAUGAUUUGGCAACUCCAAGGUAUUGCUAUUGCCACAAUCCAUUCACAUGAAACAAAGUCACUUUAUUUAUUAAAAACAUGUUUUAUCCUAUUCUUGAAAGAAUCCAACAAUACAUAAAUAUUAACGUAACUAACUCUCCACUUUAUCAUUCUUCCACCUUUUUAUUUCUCCUUUCCAUAUCAAACCUCCCCCACUUGAUUUUGGACCGUUUGUUGUCCCAUCCCAAUCCCAUCCAAUCCAAUCCAAUCAUUUCAUGAUCCCACAGCAUCUUACGAUGAACUCAGCCUCACCCAAUCAUCCAACUUUAUAGUUUUAUACACACAUUUUGUGUAUUUUAGUGCUUAUUUGCUUGCACGUCCCUAAUAAACUACUUAGCUGCCCAUCUGUCAACAUGACGACAUUAAACACCCCCCCAACCCCAACCCCAUUUUAUUUUACCCUCAACACUCUUCCCCCCCUUCCCCAACCUCAGCCCCUACUUUCUCUUCUGCCAAACACUUCUUAAUUUUCUCACUAUUUUCCGGGAAAAUCCAUGUUCAUCUUUAGAAUAAUAUAGCCAACAAAGUUGCUCUUUAGCCUCUUGACCCUAUGGACCCUAAAUUCUACAGAAUUUCCCCAUUUGGGACUGACCCAGCAGACCCUGAUCAGCCCAUGACGUCAGAGAAUGGUCCGGGCUCUCCCUCCUCAGGGGAGGAGACAAAGGUGGCCACUGCCCCAUCACCCAAGAAAAGGAGGGGAGUGCAGAAGAGGGUGGUGACAGUACCGAUCGGUGACGUGGAGGGAUCCAAGAGCAAAGGGGAGGGCCAUCCACCGUCCGAUUCUUGGGCUUGGAGGAAGUACGGCCAAAAGCCCAUUAAAGGGUCUCCAUAUCCCAGGGGAUAUUAUCGAUGUAGUAGCUCCAAGGGUUGCCCGGCAAGGAAACAAGUGGAGAGAAGUCGUGUGGACCCCACAAUGCUCUUGAUCACCUAUGCUUGUGAGCACAACCACCCCAAGCCCACCACCAAGCCACACCAAACCUCCACCGCCAUGUCACCCAACGCCGAACCCGAACUGCCCGCCAAAACAAUCACACCCAAUGAUGAGGAGCUCACAAUUUUUGCGAGCCAAGUCGACCUUGACCUUAGUGACGACUCGGCCACGUUGCUUAGCGCCUUCGGUUGGUUCAGUGACGUGGCAUCGACAGCUGUUCUAGAAAGUCCGAUUUGUGCGGGAAAUAGUAGUUGCGCUGAUUAUGACGUGGCAACGAGGUUGGGAGAUGAGGAAGAUGAGUAUUUGUUCGCCGACCUGGGCGAGUUACCAGAGGGUUCAGUGAUUUUCCGACACAAGAUGGUGGAAUCGGACGAGCAGAAACGGAGAUGUAGUUUAAGUGUAGUUCCUUGUUGCGAUAGUAGAUGAUAAAAACCAUAGACAUUGAAUCAAAUGGUUGAGAGUAUAGGAACCACAUUUUUUAAUCACAAAAUGGGCAAGACAGUUGUUAGUUUACACAUCAACUGUCAUAUCACGUGGUCAAAAAAUAUGGUAACUCUAAUACUAACUCGGUGUUUAAUAUCAUUAUUUGUUGAUUGAAUGGACCCUAAGAAGCUACAAAUUUUCUUGUAUAAAGUGUGUUUCAUAAAUUUUUAUUUUUAUUUUUAUUUUUGGUAUUGUUUUGUACAAAUUUUUCUUGGACAAUGGCAAAGAAUAAAGAAGAGGAAAAAAAUCGGGACAUCAUUUUCCCGUUGGCAUGUUUAUGAUUAUCAA